Molecule: messenger RNA, 2062 nt
Organism: Chiloscyllium plagiosum (whitespotted bambooshark)
Lineage: Eukaryota; Metazoa; Chordata; Chondrichthyes; Orectolobiformes; Hemiscylliidae
Source: RefSeq, a predicted model, not a curated record
AUGGCAGAUUUCCUUGAUGGGGCCCUGCAAAAAAAACCAAACGGUACUAGCCCCACCCACCUCUUCCUGUCCAACCUCUCAGACAAUGUCACAGUGAAGUUGACUGCGAAUAUCAUUGGUAUCCCGGGAGUAUCGUCCAUGCUAAAUUUAUUGGGAUUUCGCUUUCAGUCUCUGGCACCAGAACCAUCCAAAAUGGGAGACAGAACCUUCUUAAUGACAUGUGAACAAGCAGGAAUGGGCGAUGUUUCGAGUCUGUCUACACUCCCCAUAUCCCAUGCUCACCCUGUGGCUGUAAUCUUCCCUCACUGGAAUCCUGAUAGGCUGCUUGGUAUAGCACAACAAGCCAUCGCCGCUCUGAUUGAUCUCAGUGCCUGCUCUCAGUGUGUGAAUGCCUUGAUCUGGAUUCUGCCACUGACCUGUGAACGACUGGAACAGCUGAUCAAUUUGCUGGAAAAGUGCCGGUCACCACCCACAGUGUGCCCUAAACUGUUGGAGAAAGAGGUGGCAAGCCUAUGGAGCCAGCCCCAUUUCCGAGACUUCCUUCAGGUUAUUGGAUACGAGCAAGCUGGACGCUAUCUGCUCCACAACCCCAGGGACCUCAACAAGUCACUGCUGCUAGGGAGUCUCAACCUCUUCUUAGCUCUACGUCCACAGCCAUUACAGAGUCUGUCCAAACCAGACCCUCAGCAACACUCCUCAGAGAGUUUGAGAGAACAGCAAUCCAGAGAGGUUCAUCAGGAAGCAGUGGCACAGAGAGAGAAACAAUCCAGAGAGGGCCAACUGGAAACAGUGACACCGAAACAGAAACAAUCCAGAGAGAGUCAACAGGAAACAGUGACACUGAAACAGAAACAAUCCAGAGAGAGUCAACAGGAAACAGUGACACCGAAACAGAAACAAUCCAGAGAGAGUCAACAGGAAACAGUGACACUGAAACAGAAACAAUCCAGAGAGGUUCAUCAGGAAGCAGUGACACAGAGAGAGAAACAAUCCAGAGAGAGUCAACAGGAAACAGUGACACUGAAACAGAAACAAUCCAGAGAGAGUCAACAGGAAACAGUGACACAGAGAGAGAAACAAUCCAGAGAGAGUCAUCAGGAAGGUUCAGUACAUACCGGGAGAGAUAAGAAAACCAGACAGGCCUCUCAGCAAAGUUUACUAACUACCAGAAGAGACAAGAAAACCAAAUGUAUCUCUCAGGAAAGUUCAACAGAUACCAGGAGAGACAAGAAAACUAAACAGAUCUCUCAGGAAAAUUUAAUACAUACCAGCAGAGAUAAGAAAACCAGACAGGGCUCCCUGGAAAGUUCAAUAGAUACCAGGAGGGACAAGAAAACCAGAGAAGACUCUCAGGAAAGUUCAAUAGAUACUGGGAGAGACAAGAAAAUCAGAGAAGACUCUCAGGAAAGUUCAAUAGAUACUGGGAGAGACAAGAAAACCAGAGAAGACUCUCAGGAAAGUUCAAUAGAUACUGGGAGAGACAAGAAAACCAGAGACAGCUCUCAGAAGGCCACAUCAGCAAAAAGCAAGAAAAACAGACAGAGGCAUCCUGAAACUACAGCAACAAGAAAUAAGAGAACCAAACAUGGUUUGCAGGAAGCCUUAGACCUGAGUAAUAAACAAUCUGAUCAGGAAACUCAGCAAACUGCAAAGGGCGCCACAUAUCCACAUGAAAAGUCAAAAGUCUAUCUAAACACUCUGAAGCCAUUGUUGGUGCUGAGACACCAGGUAAAGACCAACUUGCUGAGGAUAUAAAUACGAGGCAGGAUCCAUUUUCUAAUUACAGCUGGAUCUGUAGCCAUAAACAUAGAAUAAUAAUCACAGGACUCAAAAUUAUUAUCACUACAAACUGACAAGAAGAGAAAAAGGGAACUGAGUUUUACAUUGUCUCCACAACUCCUUUCUUAUCCAAUAUAGAACCAUAGUCAUACCACACAGAAACAGACCCUUGGGUCCAACUUAUCCACACUGACAAAACAUCCCAAACUGACCUAGUUCCAUUUGCCAGCACCUGGCCCAUAUCCCUCUAAACUCUUCCUAUUCAUUUACCCAUCCAAAUGCU